Molecule: messenger RNA, 2114 nt
Organism: Rubroshorea leprosula
Lineage: Eukaryota; Viridiplantae; Streptophyta; Magnoliopsida; Malvales; Dipterocarpaceae
Source: the annotation of a GenBank genome assembly
CGUGGAGAGGAGGAUAGACGUGGAAGGACAGAGAGAAACAUGGAGAAAACAAUGUAAGAAGAAAUGAAGAGAGAGAAGAACAGAGUGAGAGUCUAUUUUUUGAAUUAAACCCCUUCCAAUUCUCCAAUUGUUCUUCACCAAAUGCUACGAAAUUCGAAACCCAAAUUCCAAAUCCUCCCCCCUUCAAUACCCAUAUCUCAAUUUUCUUCCUUUUGAUUGAAAUUCCCCCUCUUUUGAUCUUCUUCCCCUGUUUCCCUCUUCAAUUUUGAGCUUCUCCUUCAAGCUUGUUUAUUGAAAUUUAAUGGUUUGUUCUUUAAAAGAUCAGUCUGUUCUAAUUUUUAUUAACUUUUGAGCUCAAUUUAUUCAAAAUUAUCGCAAAAUUUCUCCAACUUUCAAGGAAUUUUGUCUGUCUUUGGUUCCAAAAUUCCUUUGGUUUCUGUAUAUGCAAAUAUAUACAUCAGAACAAAUUUUCCUACUGAAACCGCAAUUCCUCUGUUUUCCCGAAUUUGGCUGAAAAACCUGAUCAUGGGAGUGCAGAAGGACAGGAUCAAAUUCAACGUUGGGGGCAGAGUCUUUGAAACAACUGCCACGACGCUAGCGAACGCUGGCAGGGAUUCAUACUUUGGCGCAUUGUUCAACGAUGAUUGGGACUUGUUACACUCUAACAACAGCCAAGAAUUCUUCAUCGAUGGGAACCCCGAGUGCUUUUCUAUUCUCCUCGACCUCCUCCGGACCGGCUAUCUUCACAUCCCCUCUAAUGUGCCAGAGAGGUUGUUAUACAGGGAGGCCGCGUUUUAUGGCCUAAUUAAUCAUGUUCGAUCUGCGAAGUGGGGUCCGUUCAAUGGUAACAGGUUACGCUACUGCAAGUCAGUAACAGGUCGGGCUCCUGGAGACGGGACGGCCAUCAGAGCCGGACCGGACGGCGGGUGUGCUGUCGCUCAUGGAAGCAUGGUGCAUGUGUUUGAUUGGAUGUUAGAAGAGCAUCCACCUAUCAACCUUGAUUACCAGAGAGUAAACGAUAUAGGUUGGGUCAACGCGGAUAGUGUUGUAAUCAGUACUUGCGAGAGGCUGGGGACGCCGGACGGCGGCAUGGGGCUGUUUACCUCAUCGACGGGAGAGUUAAGGUACAAAUUCAAUGUUGUUCAUGGCAACCAAACGAAGAGUUUCACUGCCGGAGCUCUGAGUUUCAGCCCGGAUUACAAGAUUUUCUCAAGUUGUAAAGGGAGGAGCAAUGAGUACGGAAUUGGGGUUUGGGACCAGGUCACCGGAAAACAAAUUGAUUUCUUCUAUGAAAGUUCUCUUGGGGAUGCAGAUAAACUGCAAUGGUUGAAUGGGAGAAACUGUUUGCUGGUUGCCACUUUGUUUCCUAGGAAAGAUAACUGUUAUAUUAGCAUCUUAGAUUUCAGACAGAAGAGAAUGGUUUGGUCUUGGUCUGACAUCGGAGCUCUGGUGACCGUUGAUGAGAAGAGAGUUAGAGACGCUAUAGCAAUAGAGGAGACCAACUCCAUCUGUGUAGUGAAUGAGUACGAGGACUUGGGGUUCAUAGAUUUGAGGAUGGAAGGAGGUGGGGUGAGGUGGAGCUCUAGAAGUAGAUUGAGCACGGGGAAUAUGCUGGAUGAGCCUUGUUAUCCAAAACUAGCAUUGCACGAGGGACAAUUGUUUUCAUCCAUGAACGAUUGCAUCUCUGUGUUUUGCGGUCCAGAUUGUGUGUUAACAUCCAGGCUCCGGAGAAGUGAUGGAGGUUCAAUCUGUGAUUUCUCAAUAGGGGGAGAUCGGUUAUUUGCAUUGCAUAGUGAAGAGAAUGUGUUUGAUAUAUGGGAGACUCCGCCCCCAAUCCUAUGAUUUAGGUCAUGGUUUCCUACCCUUUUGAUACACAAUGGUCAUCCUUCGUGUUUUUAGGUGGUAGAAGACAAAGGAAAGGAUAAGCAUAGCAUACAAUCAAACGUCUGGAAAGCCUUACAAAGGAGUUGUGUCUCUGUCUAUAAAGUUUGCUUCGUUUCAUUAGGAAAUAGCCCAAAUUUUUUUUCCAAAUCUCUCCAGACAUCAUCGUUUAAUUUCGAUAUCUUUAACUUUUUCUCUUUUUUUUUUUUUCAUUAUAAAAAUAAUCAUCUUUC